AUGGCUUCCGAUCACAGCACGGCCAUUGUACCCCCCAAGCGGGCGGUGACUGACUACCCGCUGAUCGACUCCGACCCGCACCUGCGACGAGUGUUUGGGUAUGCCCGACCUUCUGAUUACGCUGUGGCUGGUGGUAUGGCUUCAGUCUCUCCCAUUGCCUUCUGGGUCAUGGAGCGAGUGAGCCCGUCGCAUGUGGGCCGGGGUGGCUUUGCCCCCGUGAUGCGCCUCGCAACCGCUGUCGGUUUCCUCGGUGGCCUCCAUAUCAUGUACCAGCGGUCUUGCCAACGCUUCUACGGAUUCACCGAGAACACCAGAGAGGUUGAGAUGGAUAUGCGGGAGAUGGUCGACAAGGUAAAGAAGGGCGAGCCCUUGUAUGGCACCUCCCAGGUGUCUUCAUACCUUCAGGGUGUUGCUGCCCGGAACUCUCGGUACUCCGAGUUGUUCAUCCACGUUCUGCCGUGGUUCAAUGUCGUCAACCACGACCAGCACGGAAUUGACACUGCUAAAUAUUACCAACAAGCGGAGCGCGAAUUGGAAACAGAGAGAUUGGGCAAAGCUGGCUCCGCAUGA
Molecule: messenger RNA, 570 nt
Organism: Penicillium macrosclerotiorum
Lineage: Eukaryota; Fungi; Ascomycota; Eurotiomycetes; Eurotiales; Aspergillaceae
Product: putative NADH-ubiquinone oxidoreductase 21 kDa subunit
Exons: 5
Coding region: 1-570 (189 amino acids)
Source: RefSeq, a predicted model, not a curated record